CAACAUUACACAGCAGUUAUGAGGCUAAGCUGCUGAACGGUGACAAACAUCACGGCUUCUUCUUCUGUGCGGUUUGAAAGCGGUUGGAGAAAAGACGAGAAGAAACCGAAGGGACAUUAAUGGACAUCAGUAACUCCAGCAAAUUAACCUUCGUCAUCCUCAGGCUGCACCGAGUCAGUGCAGUGUCAACCGGAAAUGGGACGAGUCUGCCUUCAAUAUAAGAGCACAAAAUUCAGCACCGCCGUGUAACCAAUUAAACCCCACCCAGCGGGGCUCCAGUGUGUAACCUGAAGUACCCACUGGCCUCACUCGGGACAACCAGUAAGGCGCCGCUGGGGACGGCGGACCGCUACCAGGAUCAUGUGGGAGAAAACGUUCCUGCUGCUGCUUCACUGUGUCGAAGCCGUAGUGACGUCUCAGUGCUGGCAGGGGGCGACCUUCUCUGAGGCGGUGGUUUCUCCGGCGGUGGAGAGCAGUGGCAUCCUGCGGGUACCCGGCGUGGCGUCUCUGCCGCAGUGCGUGGCGGCGUGCUGCGACCUGCCGGGUUACGACCUGGCCUGGCUGUUCGAAGGCCGCUGCUACGUACUCAACUGCCAGCAGAGGGAGAACUGCCAGCCCCGAGAGAGACCAGGGGCCGACUCCAUCCUCGCCUUCCUGCGGAGAGCGCCGCCGCAGACGCUGGUGCUGCAGUCCCUGGUGAGAGGAGAGCCGUACGGCAGCCGCUGGAGGUCCAUCUCACGGUCCUCUGACGCCCCCGGGAGCCUGGAGGCCCUAAAGGAUCUCGCCUUGUUUGAUGGGCCUCAGAAGGACUUUUCCAACCCCAGCAUGCUGGAUGUGCAGUAUUCAGAGGGAAGCCAGGAGGAAAGGGCAGAUCACAGCUUGGAGGUGGAGACGACGACUGAUCAGCCGUCGUUCAAAGGAAGAGACAGGUUUAACCAAUCAGAGGCUGAGGAUGGUCCAGAGAGGGGCCUGAUGGGAAGCAGCAUGGCCCAGAAUAGGACCUCCUCGGGGGGGAACAUCAGUCAGGGAGAGGAGGACAAAACCGGAGCUGAUCCUGCUGCUGCAGAGAAAACAAGCAGAACAAAAGGCAGCACUGAGUCGGUGUUAACGCUACAGACGCCAACCACUGACUCCACCCAGCAGGACCAGGCAACAACGUCACUUCCUGUCCCUGCCACGUCCCACUGGCCCAUCAGGACAUCUGCACAGCCAGAUCCACCCCUGAUGGUGUCCCCGGGAAACCGUCCAGAGUUGACAACACCCUCAGUUAAUUUAGAUGCUUCAGUUUUCCCCGAAUCCACAACUGACACGUUGAAGGUGUUCCAGUCAGCAAACGGAGCUCCACCAACCACCACCCGACCCUCAGCCGCAGCCGUGACCUCUGACCCCACCAGCACAGCCUUAACCUACAGCACCAGCCCGCCAGCAACCACCCUGUCCUCCACUGCUGCAGAGUCUGCAUCACAGCUCGGGGGGUCAAACCGUGGCCCGGUAGCCAUUGUGGGUCCUGACAGGAAACUGUCUCUCCCGGUGAGCAGCUUGGUGCUGGACGGCAGCAGAAGCAGCGAUGACCGCGGCAUCGUCAGCUACCACUGGGACGCCGUCAGACUCACCUGGUGGUUUUCCAGCGGCCCCCCAGGACUGAAGCUGGAGGGUGAAGACCAGGCAGUAGCCACGGUGACGGGCCUUCAGGCGGGACGAUACACCUUCAGACUGAGCGUCUCUGACCAGGAGGGCGUGAUGGACAGCACCUCGCUGACUGUCAGAGUCCAGGAAGCCAGAAGUCUUCUUCCCGUUGCUCAUGCGAGCGGCAGCCACACUCUCACUCUGCCCAACAACUCUCUGGUCCUUCGAGGCUCCGUCACCAACGGAGACCAGGCUGAGGUCCACUUCCUGUGGGUCAGAGACAGCCAGAGUCCUGCUGCCGGGGACGUUCUGUACGACUCGGAGACUCAGGCCUCCUUGUACCUGGCCAACCUGGUUGAGGGCACCUACCUGUUCCAGCUGAGGGUGACCGACGCUCAGGGGCGCUCCAACACGGCCGCCGCCACCGUGGAGGUCCGACCAGAGCCUGGCGGUGGGGAGGAGGUGGAGCUGGAGAUGUUGGUGUCGGUGUCUCAGGUCAGCGUGGCUCAGAGGGACACGGUGGUCCAGCAGCUCGCUGCUCUGCUCCACGUUCUCGACAGCGACAUCCAGGUCCGAGCCCUGCAGGGACACUCGCACCUCAGCACGGUGCUGCGCUUCUCGGUGUGGGGCCCCUCGGGGCCCAUCUCUGGCUCCAGGCUGGUGGGUCUGCUGAGAAACCAGCUGCUCAGAGAGAAGAGCGACUACCUGCUGUUCAGAGUGCUGAGGGUCGACACCGUCUUGUGCCUGCUUCGCUGUUCGGGGCGGGGCCAGUGUGAUCCAAUCACCAAGCAGUGCACAUGCGACCCCUUCUGGACGGAGAACCUGAUUCGUCGUUACCUUGGCGACGGAGAGAGCAACUGUGAGUGGAGGGUUCUGUACGUCAUCCUGAGCAGCUUCGUGCUCGUGGUCUUCAUCCUGUCCGUCGGCUGGACCUUCAUCUGCUGCUGCAAGAGGAGGAGACAGACCAAGGUGAGGAAGAAGACCAAGUACACCAUCCUGGACAACAUGGACGAACAGGAGCGGGUGGAGCUCAGACCCAAAUUCACAGGUAUCAAGCACCGCAGUACAGAGCACAACUCCAGCCUCAUGAUGUCAGAGUCCGAGCUGGACAGUGACCAGGACACCAUCUUCAGCCGGGACCGACCCAUCCACAGCAGGAACCGGCUCAGCACCCAGGCUGCCCGAAAUGGAAACGCCUUCGGCUGACGUGGACGGGACAAACCUGGGCUGUUCGCACUCUGACAGCCCCGGAGAAGUUUGAAGGACUUCAGUAUCCAGAAAACCUCUGCUGUGAGAUCUGUAAAUUUUAGGGUCAAACUCUCUUGGAGGAUUUGACGACUUGUGGCCAGGACAAGCCUGUGACUCUUUACACUGGAUAAUAAAAGGCUGAAGCACCCUGAUUUUGGUGAAAAAAACAAACAAAAAAAGACAACCUUGAUGACCUGUGCUGGCAUAUCCAGGCUUCUUGAGAAGAAUCAUCUUCCCACAGCCAGAUGAGAAUACCAUUAGUUUUAUCUUUGGGGUUAGCCUAGCUUAGCACAACGACCGAGACCGGGGGAAACCUCCAGGUCUAUCUGAUUUACAUGUCGUAUCAUAUUAGCUAACAAGCUGGUCGCCAAUCCAUCGAGUCAGCUGGGUUUAGAUGACUUCAUCACCAUUGCUGAGCCAACUCUAUAUGGCCCCAGAUGCUAAAUGGACCCAGCUAACUCAAAUUUAACUGGACCUGACGUUAACUUUACCCAGAUUGCUAUGCUAACUAUAGGCUAACUCAGACUAAUUGACUGCAAGUGGUAAGUCUGACUUAGCUGGGCUAAUGAAAGCUAACUCUAUCAAUAAGAUCUGAGCUAGGAGGACUUAGAAGCCAACUCUAAGCUAACAGACUUGCACUUAUAUGAUGGAACAUAUAAAUCAGAGAGUUCUGGAUGUGUUCAAAGUUCUGUGUAUGUUGUUAUUUUCUUGAAUAUUUAAAAGUUUUAAAUGCUUGGAUUUAAUUCAUGUGAGCUCAUCUUCUGUGCCUGUUUGGUGUUUUGUAACAAAUCAAAUGACGGAUAAACUUUUAAAAAGAUA
Messenger RNA from Scatophagus argus, 3693 nucleotides. Its product is annotated as KIAA0319 ortholog. NCBI's taxonomy places the organism in Eukaryota, Metazoa, Chordata, Actinopteri, Scatophagidae. The coding region runs from base 361 to 2832 and encodes 823 amino acids. The transcript is spliced from 18 exons. The record is from RefSeq and is a predicted model, not a curated record. Gene Ontology annotation, cellular component: plasma membrane; cytoplasmic vesicle.